Paramecium tetraurelia is the source of this 516-nucleotide messenger RNA. RefSeq lists its product as uncharacterized. Lineage: Eukaryota; Ciliophora; Oligohymenophorea; Peniculida; Parameciidae. The transcript has 3 exons. The record is from RefSeq and is a predicted model, not a curated record.
AUGAUAUCAGAGAUGAAUAUGCAUCAACUGCUCUGCAAAAUUGAUAAUAUCAAUUAGUUGUUUAAGGAUGCUAACGUAAGAUAUAGUUCUCUUAUAGAACUAUGUUUCCUUAUGGUAAUCAAGGACUUCCCAAGUUAAGAUUCUCCAUGUGAACACAUUGCAUCCAAAAAAGGAAUACUAUGGAUAUUAUUAAACCAAAGAAGAUUGCUUUUAAUAAGGCUCAAUAUGAACCAAUAGCUUUUGAAAACAUAUUUAAUCUUGAGACAAAAAUUAAGAAAUCUUGGCAAAAAUGCGAAAUCGAGUCUUCUUCUUCUCAGUUAUUUAAUAGAGGAGGAUUAUCAUUUUUAAAUAGCUUUAGAAAGUUUAAAAUAAUUGUACUAAAGAAGUAUAUUGGAAUUAAUAUAAGUUCAUGAGUAAAGCCAAACAUGUUACUAAAUUUUGAUAAAACAUAGAAACGUGAUUGCAAAUAAUUAUAAAUACUAAUAAAUCCACUAAAAAUUUGGUUAAUGUUGCUGA